Lineus longissimus is the source of this 1644-nucleotide messenger RNA. RefSeq names its product galactose-3-O-sulfotransferase 4-like. Gene Ontology annotation, cellular component: membrane. Gene Ontology annotation, biological process: glycolipid biosynthetic process. The transcript has 2 exons. Bases 52 to 1431 code for a protein of 459 amino acids. Gene Ontology annotation, molecular function: galactosylceramide sulfotransferase activity. The record is from RefSeq and is a predicted model, not a curated record. NCBI's taxonomy places the organism in Eukaryota, Metazoa, Nemertea, Pilidiophora, Heteronemertea, Lineidae.
GCUAAUACGAUCCUCAAAUCUGGUCGACAAUUCAUAUCAUAUUUAGCAAAUAUGUCGCCAUUUAAACACCUGUUAGGUAACUCCACCGCGCCAUGUGCGCGUCACAAACUUGGAUUACGAAAGCCGAAGACUAAUGUGAGAGGAUUGUUUCACCAACAGCGAGCGGACUGCCACAUCAGUUUCAAACGCUUCCGCGCCAUGGCUGCGAUAUUGCUUGGAUGGAUGUUCCGUCUUCUUCGAUACAAUGAGGUGAAAUACACGUUGCUCGGGUUAUUCAUUGGACUGUCUGUGUGGUACUUGGGAGCUGGUGCGGCAUUCCACCGGACCAUAUGGUUCAGGGCAAAUGGACUCCAUCACCGAGUGCUCCGAAACAGCGGAAGCGGAUGCCACUGCACCAUCAAAGACCGGAAACAAAACAUCUACUUCCUGAAGGUCCACAAAUCAGGUUCCACCACCUUGGCCAGUAUUUUCGUUCGCCACGCCAAGAAGCACAAACUUAUUCUGGGCAAGACAACCAGGCGUGUGACGGGCUGGAUCGGAUGGCCUUCUCCAAUGAUGCCAAAGCAUCUAUGGAAGGCGUCCAUAGUUGAUAAAAAACUGACUUUAGGUGGGCCGCUUAUAAACGUCAUCGCUAUGCAUUCCAUCUACAACAGGGAUACGGUUAAAUCCGUCAUGCCCGCGGAUACCGCGUCCAUUGGUAUUCUCCGGAGCCCGUUCUCCCACUUCCAGUCCUUGUUUGACUAUUAUCAGUUCAAUAUCGCCAAACAGGUCAAACUCGAGAAGUUCGAUGCCAUGAAAGAGUAUUUAGAAAACCCAGAAAAAUAUGAGAAGCCGUUUUUUAGCAAAAAGUGGGUCCGCAAUUUUCAAUUCACGGAGUUCGGUUACGCGGAUAAAGACGUCACCAAUGUCGCGGCCAUCAGUUCGUACAUCAAAUAUUUAGACAAUAAUUUUCUGACUGUGGCGAUCCUUGAACACUUAGAUGAAUCGUUGAUACUGUUGCGCCGGUUGCUUUGUUGGAAGAUAGAAGACAUUAUUGUUCUGCAUAUGAACAAAAAUAACCAUAAAGUCCACGCGGUGAAAAAGGGUACAGAAAUGUACGGUUACCUUAGACGUCUGCACGAACAAUGGAGCACGGCAGACUAUAUGUUGUAUGAUCAUUUUAAUCAAACUUUAUGGCAGCAAAUCAAACUCCAAGGCUCGACUUUUUAUUCGGAGUUGAGGUUUUAUCGACUUUUGAUGAAAGAUAUCAAGCGCUUUUGCCAGGGCGCGGGAGGAGAUCCGUAUAGAGUGAGUCGUGCGAUCGGGGACUCGGAGAUAACCGUCUCGAAUUCUGAUUGGACAGACGAGUUCAGAAUCACCAGAGCAACGUGUACCAAGUUAAGCAAGCGGCUUUAUGCUAAUGUGGAUUUAUUUGUUAACAAAAUACCUUGAAUCUGAGCACAAUUUGUCCCUUGACCUUUGAUACAAUCAUGACAUUUAUAAGCCGUCCAAUAAAAAUACAUGUAGAUAAAUACUGCUUUUUCGAGACUGUAAUUCCGAUGGACCAGAAGAGGAUGUCACCACGAGCAUGACUUUUGUCCAGAGAGUUUCGAUGUUCUCUCACCAACAAAGAGGGGAAAUGUCAGGUUAUGAUUCAAAUUUGUA